Selaginella moellendorffii is the source of this 444-nucleotide messenger RNA. Its product is annotated as NAC domain-containing protein 76. Lineage: Eukaryota; Viridiplantae; Streptophyta; Lycopodiopsida; Selaginellales; Selaginellaceae. The record is from RefSeq and is a predicted model, not a curated record. Bases 1 to 444 code for a protein of 147 amino acids. The transcript is spliced from 2 exons. Gene Ontology annotation, biological process: regulation of DNA-templated transcription. Gene Ontology annotation, molecular function: DNA binding.
AUGUCUCCGUUUAUGCACGGCCACUCGCACGUCCCUCCGGGUUUUCGGUUCCACCCCACGGACGAGGAGCUCGUCGGCUACUACCUGUACAAGAAGGUGUCCUCGGAGGCCAUCGAUCUCGACAUAAUCCGGGACAUUGAUCUCUACAAGAUGGAGCCAUGGGACCUGCAAGAGGAUUGCGCGAGCUCGGCAGAUCAGAGCGAGUGGUACUUCUUCAGCCACAAAGACAAGAAGUAUCCGACCGGGAGCCGAACCAACAGGGCCACAACAGCGGGGUUCUGGAAGGCAACAGGGAGGGACAAAGCCAUCCACACCAAGUUCAAGCUGAUUGGGAUGAGGAAGACGCUGGUGUUCUACAAGGGACGGGCGCCAAACGGGCAGAAGACCGACUGGAUAAUGCACGAGUACCGGCUGGAGGACGAGCAAAGCGGCAGCGUAAGCUAG